AGCUGUAGGAGCUGUAGGAGCUGUCCUAUUGGUGACUCGACCACUGGUGAAAUCCGAAAUUUUGUUUGAAGGACGAAGUCUUGAAGUCGAGGGGAUCCCCUUGCCAUUGGUUCCCGCCACUUUAACUUGAAGGUCGCCGGCAACUGUUGCCAUUGGACAGAAAUUGAAGCUCCAGAACCGAGAAUGUGGCGCACCCUGAACAAUGGAGCAGCAAAGUAGGGCUUGCAUUUGGUAAGAAGAGAUAGACGUCUCAUGCAGGCGCUUGACUCUGUUCCAAGGGACAUAAGGGAAGGCAUUCUGAGUCACCUGCAGUCUCGAAAGUUAGACCAUGCAUUUAACUUCUGUUGGCCGUCGUGAGGCAACUUGCGGCUGUUGGGAGGUUAAGCUGAACUUGCAGUGAGGGUGCAUUGAAUCUGCAGAUUGCGCUGACGGAAACUCCUCCCUCUUGGAAUCUGUGGAGAUGGCGUCAAUGGAUGCGGCCCAAUUAAUGAGCUGUGAGCUCUAUUUCCAUAAAGUCACCAUUGACCAGAAUGCCGACAACCCAACUGUCCUCACAGAGCACUUCAUUGGAGUGGCAGAGUGCAUGGAAGAGUACUUCAGCAUCAGUGACAAGGAGGCGCAAUCUACAGAAGUCAAGGAAUCAAGAUCCAAAUUCGGUUGGGCUUGGUUGGAACUGCCCCAGUUUCCAAUGCGCGAGCUGCUGCCAGUUGCAGCGAAGGCCCUGCAGCGAUUCCCGAUGCACAGGGGCCUUGUUUUGGCCAUUGCAGACUGGUGCAUUGACGUCUGCAAGUCAAACGUGCUGGCAAAGAUGGAGGCAAUGCGAUGCGGGAUGCUACAGGGCCUCUGCCUGGCGGCAGGGCACUUAGCUCUGUGCGAGACGUUUGGAAACGACGAGUACCUGCUAGCUGGAUGCAUCUUUGAGGCGCUCCGCAAGGCUGCGGAGACCCCGAGCCUGAACUUUUUCUCGCGAUCAAUGAAAGUGAAGGACGAGUUCUAUGCAGUUGCAAGGGAGGCUUGGUUGGGGGUCAGAAUAGAUACGGUUCUGGAGGCUUUGGAAAAGCGGGGAACGUUAAUGAACUUUGAAGGGCCGCAGGCACCGAACCCGGCACUCGUGCUGACGGCCCUCUUCCUGAGAAAGGGCUCGGACUGGGUGACAAUGGAGCUCUAUCUGCAAGUGGUGAAGAGCUUGGGGGAGGCGUUCGGCAACACGUUCCCGACAAUUGCUGAGAAUCAGGCUUUCGAAAGGUUCCUGAACGAGACUUUCGAAGGCUUCCGGGGCAAGGUCUUGCCGGACGCCCGGUUUGGCAGCUGCGGCGAUCUGCUCGAUGAGGCCCGGCUGAUUCACAUGCGGAGACUCUACCCUUCUGACAUUCCUUGGGACCACAGGAACUCGUGCCUGAAUCCAACUCUGAACGAGCUCUAUCGGAACAUCUGCACCGUCAGCGAGGCGCAAAUCUCGGAGCAGGUUGUUGUGUACAACAAGAUCCGUAGAAACGUACGGCGUUAGCACUUGAAGUCUGCCAGGAGAUUUGCUGAGGCCGAUGCUCCUAGCAGCAGUUCGGCAGGAAUACCCGCCAACAGCGGGGCUGUUAACAUCAACGACAGUGCGGGAUCAUUAGGCACAGCAAACACGGGAGCCUCACUCGAAGCGGGAGAGGCCUCUACCCCCCAGCCGGGGGGCCGGAGAGCGAAAACCAGAGCUUGUGCGAACUGCUCGAAAGACCAGAAAGAGCGCGCCCCGGGGGAGCCCGCUUUCAAGAAGUGCUCUCGGUGCAUGGCCGUGUACUACUGUGGACCACAGGUGACUAACUGUUGUACCUUUUUUACUACGAGUCAGCUGAGGAUAGGUGGACAAUUGAGGGAUCUGAAGAGGAGCAGCGGGACUGAGGCACAGGCAGAGGAGUGGUCAAAAACUCUGCCUUAGUUUCAAGAAGCAACUAACAUGAGAAGGAAAGAAGGCAUACACAUCCACAGCGGUGUAACGUACGCAGGCACGCGCGCCCACAAUAUGCGGCUACAGUAACAAACCCUCUCUGCCAGAAUCAAGGCAAAAGCACAUGGCCCCAAGAAGUUCAAGUUGCGUGAGGGAUAAAGCAUUGAGAAUUUAAAAAACAAAGAGAGUCCAAGCAAAAACCCGGACUCACCUGCUGAAUGCAGUAUUCUCGGCCACUGUGGGGAACUUAUUUUCGAAUGCCUCCGCAAUGUUCCUCACGACUUCGAGGUAGUGCUCCGUGUUGGCCGCGUCAGGAUACUUAUUGAAGUAAUGCAACGUGAGCAAGAGCGCAUGGUUCGCUGCUGGUGGCCCGUCAAAGCCCUCCCAUCCCUCUCUUUCUGCUAAAACCUUCAAUUCGGUCCCCACAUCGACCUCGCCCCACGCGCUUCUCGCCACGGCGUAGAACUCGUCUUUGACGUCUACCGGCUGCGCAUAAAACUCGAUGGCUGCGGGCUCCACAAUCUUCCUGAGGGCGCUGCUGAUCUACAAGCGGACCUUG
This is a messenger RNA of Klebsormidium nitens, 2492 nucleotides long. NCBI's taxonomy places the organism in Eukaryota, Viridiplantae, Streptophyta, Klebsormidiophyceae, Klebsormidiales, Klebsormidiaceae. The record is from the annotation of a GenBank genome assembly.